Messenger RNA from Phialemonium atrogriseum, 3342 nucleotides. RefSeq lists its product as uncharacterized. Gene Ontology annotation, biological process: regulation of DNA-templated transcription. Gene Ontology annotation, molecular function: zinc ion binding; DNA-binding transcription factor activity, RNA polymerase II-specific; oxidoreductase activity, acting on the CH-OH group of donors, NAD or NADP as acceptor. Lineage: Eukaryota; Fungi; Ascomycota; Sordariomycetes; Cephalothecales; Cephalothecaceae. Bases 348 to 3251 code for a protein of 967 amino acids. The transcript is spliced from 8 exons. The record is from RefSeq and is a predicted model, not a curated record.
CAUGCGGGGACACAGACAAGACGACAAGGCAAAACGAGAGGCGGCUUUGCCCCAUCGCGUUCCCGUCUUAGUGCAUGCUUGGAUCUCAUCCGUCCCUUCUAGCGAGUUGGCCAGAAACCUCGGACCCGCUAAGCCGCCGCUACACCACAAGUCCCCUGCCCAGCCCAACAGAGACUUACCUCCGUAUCAAACGCGAAGCUUCCAAGUGAUCGGGGCUUAUCAGCAUUUCCCUCCUCCUUUUCACGGCUCCCAGUAUAGCAUACAGUAACGGGUGAAGCUCACUCUUGCAAAUCUGGCACCGACCGUUGUUGCCCCCGGAACCACCGAUCGCAACAAGGACACACCCAAUGGCUCCCCCCUGGCGACUACUCGCGGGCAAAACGGCUUGCAUCACCGGUGGCACGACGGGAAUCGGGCGCGCCAUCACAUUGGAGUACUUACGUCAGGGGUGCAAUGUUGCCGUCAACCACCUGGGUCUGUGCAAGGACGAGCCGCUAAGAAAGAGUCUCCUCGAGGAGGCCAAGCGUCUCCGGACGGACGGUCCCAGGGACCCACCGGCCGGCGAACUGAUCGAGAUGGCGGGUGAUGUUACGGAUCCGCAGACAAGCACGAACCUAGUCGCCGAGGCCGUGAGCACAUGGGGCGCAUUGAAUGUCUUCGUGGCCAACGCGGGCAUCUUCCAAGCCUGCGACUUCCUGGCCAUAGACAAGGACACGUUUGACACAUCGAUGCGGGUCAACGUCAACGGCGCCUUCUACUCAUGCCAGGCGGCAGCAAAGCAGAUGGUCAAGCAGGGGACCGGCGGGGCGAUCAUCGGCGUGUCGUCCAUCAGCGCGCUGGUCGGCGGCGGUAAGCAGGUGCACUACACGCCGACCAAGGCGGCGGUGCUGUCCAUGGUGCAGUCCAUGGCCAUCGCGCUAGCCAAGCACCGGAUCCGCUGCAACGCGCUGUUGCCGGGCACGAUCCACACGCAGCUGGCCGAGGACGACAUGCAGGAUGACGAGAAGCGGAAAUACCUCGAGCGCCGGAUCCCGUGGGAAAGGGUGGGCAGGCCUGAGGACAUGGCCGGGCCGGCCGUCUUUCUGGCGAGCGACGAGCUGAGCGGCUACAUGACGGGGUCGCAGGUGCUUGCUGAUGGAGGCAUGUUUGUAAACUUGCACACGAGAUCCUUGGGUGAGGCCGAGGUCGAGGCCCAGCCUGACUCUGAGCGCCGUUUCACCCGGGGCCGUCUGUCGCGGGGCAAGGGCCUGCGCAAGACCACAGGAUGUUUGACCUGCCGCCGUCGGCACAUCAAGUGCGACGAGGCCAAGCCCAUCUGCCGAGGAUGCGCCAAGCGGAAAGUCCCUUGCGUCUACGACAGUAAGCCUGACUCCACGUCGACGUCCGGCUCUGGUCUUUCCGUCGUGUCCGGGUCCGGGUCCGCGGGCAGUACUGCCGCCCCCAACAGUACACGGGGAUCAAAGAUCGCCGGGUCCGACAUACCCGUGGCUGACGCUGCCACGACUGCUGAGGCCGAGUCUGUUCGGGAAGUCAUCCGGGCGAGUUUGAGUCCGGCAGCGGCCCCGGCUGCGCUUGCAUCUCUCGAGCCUCCAGCUCUUUACGGCACCACCGAGCCUACGCCACAUAGCGUCCGCUUCUCCAUUGCCGAACCCGACCAUCAGCUCGCGAAUCCCCUGGGUCGGCCCUGGGUCGGCCAUUCUCCCCAGGCUGCCCAAAGUCCGGAGGAGCCAAGGCUGUAUCAGAACAGCAUCUCUACUACUUUCGACGGUCUGCCGCCGGCGCAUCAUGCGUCUAAUGGUGGCCCUCCGGCUUUUGACCCCGCCUCCGCCUCGUCGGCGAGCCAUACCGCAGAGUCCCCCACGGCGAGGUGGCUGGGGCUCCUCCUAGGGGACGCCACGGUCGGCAACGGGGUUCUGCCGGAUAUUGAAUACGAGCUCGACGGCUUCGACAUCUUUGGCAACUCUAUCGCGCAGUCCCACGCUUCGGAUGUGACCCCGGCGAGCCCGGCGACCACUAGGGCUGGGUUGGAGGUGCCUGUGGGCGUCUCGCCGAAUACGUGUAAUCCCUCCCUGCAAGAAAGGAUCCCACAUCUCCGCAGUGAUCAGCUUUCCGAGAAGCAGGCCUGGCAUUCUUCAGAUGCCAUCGAACUACUUCCCUAUGAACAUAUGCUAUUCAUGUACUUUGUGCAACAUAUCAGCCAGUGGAUGGAUCUCUUCGAGCCCAAAAGGCCAUUUGGCACUUUUGUGCCGCAUCUUGCAAUGCACAAUGUCGGCUUAAUGAACGCCAUCUUGGCCCUCUCUGCCCGACACCUCUCCCUCGGCACUGGUCAUCCGGCCGGAUACGCCGACGCGAGCCCUCCGGACGCCAAUGAUGCCGUCCGGUACUACUUCAAGACGCUCCACUACAGCCAGAAGGCGAUGCAGUAUGAUACAUACAAAACCAGCCUCGAGCUGCUGGCCAUCUCACUCAUCAUCUCCACAUACGAGAUGCUGGACGGAUCGAGCACCGACUGGGAAAGGCACCUCAAGGGCGUGUUCUGGAUCCAGCGCUCGCAGGUCAUCCACGGCGACUCGGGCGGUCUGAGACAGGCCGUGUGGUGGGCAUGGCUCUGCCAGGACGUGUGGGCCGCCUUCCGGGAGAAGCGCAAGCCCUUCACUUUCUGGCGGCCGGAGCGGACUUUCGACGCCCUGGACCCGUUUGAGCUCGCGGCCCGGUCCGUCCACAUUUUCGCCCAGGUGGUAGGCUUCUGCUCUACCGAAGAGAUGGAAGAGACCAAGAACGACCUGGCGUCGAGGAUGUCCAGGGCUGAUGUCCUUCUGGAGAAGCUCGAGGACUGGAGGAGGCACCUGACUGUCGAGUUCGAGGCCCUGCCCGUCUCAACCAGCUCAGGAGAUGCGUUUCAGCCUAUCUGGCUUCAUCCCCCGGUAUUUGGAGUGGCUAUCCAGCUGUACUAUUGUUCCCUCAUACUCAUAUACCUCAACCGCCCUACUCUUGGUGGUCUCGACGUGUACCUGGAGCAGCAAAAGUCUUUGCGGACGUGUAUAAAGGCGGUUUGCGGCAUUGCCAUGACGCUGACCGAUUAUGCCUCUGGUGUAAUGUCUUCACAAUGUGUUUUUAUUGCUGGCUUAUCUGUCGAGAGAAUCGACCAGCAGAAUGCCGUGUUGGAAAUACUUGCCAAGUGCAGGCAACGGACUGGGUGGCCGGUGCAGCCCCUCGAGGACGAGUUGAGACUACGAUGGGAGAGACAUUGACUUGCACCAAGAAGGGAGCCUAUAUAUAUAUAUAUAUAUCAAUAGACGAACUAUAAGAGCUGUCUGGCUGACUUGUAAUAUACAAAUCCGG